ACUGUUGUGCGACAAAUUAACGCUAGUGUGCGCAUAAAUUAUUAUUUGUAAUAAUUAUUAAUAAGUUGCUAAAUUGGAACUUAUUACAUCUUUUAAAAUAUUUUAAUUACACUAAAUGUUUAUUGUAUAUUCAUUAUGAAACCCUAUAAUAAUUACUAAGUAGGUAGAUUUACAUAUAAAUGUUAUAUAUGUAACGUAACUUUUAUACAUAAUACAGAUAAAAUGAUAUGUUAAUGGAUGAAGAAAAUUAAUGAAAAAUUUGAUGACAAACAUUAAUUGCUUGUAAUAGCAAACAAAGAGAUCAAUUUUUUCAUUUCUAAAUGAAUAAUCAUUUUAUUAUUAUUUCAUACAUAUAUAUGCAAAACUUUUCAUUAUAAAUAACUUUAAAUAUGCGAAACAGAAGUGCUCUUGAAUGAACAUUAUUAAAACACACAAAUAAUAUAAAUUACAUUUCGGUAAAAUAUAGCAAAAUUCUGUUAUACUUUUUUAAACAUAUUUUAUAAAUAGCUUUAAAUAUACAUUAAGCGUCAUAUAUACAUAUAUAGUAUACAUAUAUUCAUACAUUUAUAUAUAAUGUGAUGAUGUGUAAAGUGCCUACAUAUCUCUUUUAUAUAAUUUUUGUAUAUAUGAUUAAAAUCACUUUUUUAGCUAUUAAUGUAAUUCGAGCUGCAUGACUUUAUUAUAUUUUAUGCUCAAAAAAUUUUGAAGAAGUAUUAUAUAAUUAAAACUAUUCAAGUUUUAAAUUAUGUAUUUUGUGUAUUUUUUACAAUAGUUUAUAGUUAUUAUAUAUGUAUCUAUAUAUUAAAAAUUUAAUUGUGUAUAAUAAGGCUGGCUAUGAAUAUUAUAAAACGCUUUCAUUACUAAAACAAAUGUUUGCAACGUGUACGAUAAUAUUGAAUAAAAUAAAUUAUUCAAUAUACUUUUUAUUGUAUAAUAUAAUAAUUAAACUAUGGACCACAUAGAAAUGAGUGAAAGUGGAAAGAGAUAUGUAAUCCAAGUUCUUUUUCCGGACUGUGAAGCCAAAAAAUAAAAGAAUAAGAAAAUAUAGGACUGCGGAUAUAUAUGUAAAUUCAUAUUUUUAUAAAUCCAACUAGAAAAUAGAAUCUAAAUAGACAAUUGAUUUAUUUACUGAAUAAUGUAAUGAGUACUAAAUUCUGAGAUUAAUUAGAUAUUUUUACAUAUUAUAUACAUAAUAUAUAAUAAUAACAUUUACCAUAUAUAUUUUAAAUGAUACAACUUUAUUUAAAAUUUGUGUUUGCUUUGAUUUUAAUAUAUUCGCUUCGUUUGUUUUGUAUGUUCGAUUAUCUCGUAACUUGUAACGCUCGAUUAAAAAUUGGCUUAUCGAUAGAAAAAGAUAUCGAUAACCUAUCGAAAGACUUUUUGAGUUGUGCUUGUGUCAGUUGUUUCCACGAUCGUUGUAUCUGUCUACUGGAAUUUUGUGAACUAGAACAUAAAAUAAAAGAAGGAAAUUAACAAAAUGUCAGUUCCAAUUGAUUAUAUUGAUUUAACGACUGACCUACCAGAUCAACCUUCAAAAUUACGAAAUAAGGAUGAAAUAUAUGUUAAUUUAACAAUAACAAAAUCACGAAAGCGUGGUUCUAAAAAACAAGUUGCACAACUUGAAGAUUCCAUUAUGUACAAAAAAAAAGUACAAAAAGAAAAUCAUAUGUCAUUUUUCGUUGGAGGCACUGCAAUUGGAAUGGCAGCUGGUCUAUUAGCUGGAAGAUUAUUUUCAAAUACAUCAAUUAAAAAAAAUCAAAAAUUUGGACCUGAAAUUCUUAUCAACAAAAAUAUGAAAAAAUAUUCUCAGGAUGAUAAUAUUUAUGAUGCAUAUUUUAAUAAAAGUCAUCGUAAUAUACGUUCUAAAAGUGUUUCUCGAUACAAUGAGAAAAAUCUCAUAGAGAAACCACUGUCACCAAUUUCUUUAAAUAAAUCUGAUGAUAAGUUAAAAAAUGAUAUUAAUAAUUUUAAUUCAUGUUGCAAAUGCAACAAAGAUGAACAUACAGUCUUUCAUGAUAACAAAAAUCAUAUUCUGUAUAAUAUAAGUAUAGAAAAUAACAAUGAAUACAAUGCACUUACUGAUAUUUUUCCAGAAAACACUAAGGAAGAAACAAAGAACAAUAAUUAUUUUAAAUUAAAAAAUACUAAACAAGAAUCUUCACAUGCUGUCCAAUCAGAAAAUAAUGUAAGUGUUAAAGAUGAAAAUUGUUUGAAAGCAAUACAUAUUGAAAAAGAAGCGUCAAAAACUGCAAAAAUUUAUGAAAGUAUGCAGUUAACAGACAUAUUUAACAGUUUAUCUAUUAAUUUCUGUGAAAACAGUACUAUUUAUAAGAACCUUCCAAAUAUAACAAAUUCUGGGAGUGGUUCAAAUAUUUUAUCAAGUUACACUGAUAAUGCCAGUAAUAUGGCUACAUAUGAUACUACAUAUUUCGAAAAUGCAGAACAAAGUAACAUUUUUAAUUUUUCUUCUAUUGAAGACUUUUAUGAAACUGACAUAAUCUCGUCUACAAAACAGAAUAAUUUCAAUGAUAUCUAAAAGUUUUUAAAUGUAAUAACUAGAAUGCAGAUUUUUAUGGAUUUAUAAAAAAUUUAAAAGUACAAAAUUACAAAACAUGAUCAUAAUAUGAAAAAUGUAUAAACUAUUCAAAGUACAAUGUUUUCUAUAAUGCUUGGUAGAUAAAACAAUUGGCCACAGAGGUUCUUUAAUGUAGAAUAUCAAGUUAAGCCAUGUUAAUUCUUUAAUUACAUUCUCAGAAAUGUGAAUCUGCAUAAAAAUCCGCAAUUUAGUAAUAACUAUUAUAAAGUUAAGGUUUUAAACUAAUAACAAUAUUGUUAUUUAGUUUGAAUAUUUUCUUUUUUAUUACAUGUAUA
Bombus pascuorum is the source of this 2871-nucleotide messenger RNA. Its product is annotated as dr1-associated corepressor homolog. The record is from RefSeq and is a predicted model, not a curated record. The transcript is spliced from 4 exons. Bases 1478 to 2536 code for a protein of 352 amino acids. Lineage: Eukaryota; Metazoa; Arthropoda; Insecta; Hymenoptera; Apidae.